AUCCACUACCAUGCUCAUGACUGACAUAUAAAGCACCGCUCUCCACUGAUGAGCUUGUGAUGUCUCUACCUUUUACUUCUGCAGGUUGCAAUGUUGGGAUGAAUACAAAGAAAUUGGUUAUUUGGGGACAGAUAAAAAUGAAAAUACAUUACACACUUUGUCACACUUUUAAUUUGAAAGAGCUUUGAGAAAUGUAGGAUCUAUGUAUUAAGGUGAGAGUGAGUCCCAUGUUUAGAAUCUCUAUCUAAGUUGUAUUCCCUUCUGUUAGUGGAUAGCUUUUGGUAAUCAUAUGGUAACUUAUGUGCAUGUUGGUAUUUUGGUUGGUUGACUGAACUGGAACCAAAAACACACCAGUGUAGACAGCACCCCAUCCCUCCCCAUCAGUAUUUAUGUAGUUCACUGUGAAACAUGGUGACUUCAGUUUGAAAAUAGGACUAGAGAAAGCUGCAAGAAGAGAAAUAUGGAGGAGCUAGCCUGUAUCCAUUCCUUAAAUAGCUCUUGGGUAUGAGGUACCUGUCUAUAAUAGAUGCUCAAUAAGUAUUUGUUAAUUUUUUUUAAAAAACCCUAUCACCAUUAAAAUAAAAUAAUACCUUCAUAUAUAUCUGGCAACUCCAAAGGCACUUCAGGUGGCACUGUCAGUCCAGCAGCUUGAGUAAGAUAUAGUUGCCUAAAAAGAACAAAUGAGAAAAGCAGUCUGUCAGUCCACAAAUAUUAUACCAUCUGCUCACUGGUGUCUAUCUCUCUGUUAGGUGUUGGAGACACAUAGAUGAAAAAUGAGACAUAGUUUCUACCUUUGAGGAGCAUGAGGCCCAGUGGGGUGGCAGACAGGCUUACAGUAUUUUAGGGUGAUGGUCUCUACCCUGAUGGUGAGUGGUGGAGUGUGAAAAAUGCUAGGGGGACAAAGAGAAGAAGCACCUGAUUGAGCUUUAGGAGGUCAGGGAAGGUUUCCAGGAGGAGAUGGUACCUGAGCUGAGUCUUGAAGAACGAGGGGCUCUUUGCCAGGGAAGGGCUUGGGGUGAGGAAGGGCAGUGAGUGAUAAUGGAAUAACACACCGGGAAUGAAAGUGAGCAUGACACCCAUUAGGGUGCUGUUGUAGUAAUCCAGGGGAGGAACAAGUGUGGCCUGAAUGGAUGGUUUUAAAAAGAAGAGAAAAAGAGAAAGACGGCGAGCAGCAGGAAUCCCAGAUGACAGGGAGGUUCCAGCUGUUGCUGAGGGGUAGGUUUCAGUCACAUGCCUGGUUACGUGUACGUCUGCCAACACAGCUCUCUGUGCAUGUGUGUAAGCCUGUGCUCUGCUUUUCAGCACCCAUGGAACUUUCAACCAGAACAUAUGACGUCUUGAAAGCUCCCUAUAGCUUUUCCAUGAAGUUUGCCUGAAGACAGCAUGAAUCGGACUCUUGCAGAUAUUCAAACUACCCCCCAUGCUUAGCAGCUCAGCAAUUGGAGUGAAGCCCCUGGAUUACAGGAAUAAAUGUGACUUGGAAUGCCAGGCUAUUUUCUCUACCUCGAAGGUAGUUUGACUCUUCCACUAACUAUCAAAGGAAACAAUGUUAACAGUCCACAAGGUAACCGGAAGCCCAGAAGACCUCCAGGAAGCUACCAUAAAGCUGUUCACUUCCUCCUUUGGGCUAACUCCACACCUCAUCCAUCUUCUGCUGCACUGACCUAUCAUCCACCACAAUGCUGGGACAUCACGAAUCAAUGGAUUCUUGAGUCUGGGCUUCUCACAUAGGUUUAGUUUCUGGUCCAGGAAACAUGUCACCACCUCUGCCUUUUGCAAGAUUGCAAUGGUUGGCAAAAAGAAUGACCUCAUCUCCCUGGCUCAAGUUAUCAGCUUGUCCAAUCUCUGGAACUUUCUAUGACUCAGCUGGCAUCCUUCACAGAUCUGACUGAUGAACUUGGGCCUCUUUCUGAAGAGUGACUAACAGGUGUUCCAGGAGAGAUUCAUGCAUCCACCACAGAAAUGCCUGAGAUAUACCAGCCUCACAUUUUUGUACACCAAUCAGAACACCCUGAGAAGGAAUCAACGUGGACUGGAUGAGGAUAUGCUCACAACCACCCCAUAUUUGGAUGGAGGGGCUAUCAGCAUUCCUGCACCUUCGAGCCGGAGAAGCAGCGGUGGGGCAAGGCUCCUGCACAUGUGCUUAUUCACUUCUUGAACAAAGAGACAUGCGGUCAGAGGAACCUUCCAGCAAGCCUCUUAUCUGCUUUCCUAAGGAGCCAGUGUGUUGUAAUGCUGGGUCCCCCUCAGGCUAUACCCACACAAGGAUACAUCCACCUACAGUGAAAGAGCGUGAGCCCGAGAAUGAGGACCAACCUCUCCUAAAAUGAGAACUCACUCCCUGUCUUACCCAUAAGUGGCACUGAAAGAAUUCACACAGCAAGUCUGAGACUGUUUAUCCUUAGGCCUGCUUACAAGCUUGAUCCUUUACUGGUGUCUGGGAACUUGGAUUUGAGAAGGGUUCACACCACUCUAAAUGGUAUCACGAGAUGCUCAGGUGCUGCGGCCUCUCCUCGAGUUGAUGACCCAGACACAAGGAGAAUCUACUGAGUCUGAGACUGGUCCAGAGUGGGAGUGUGAGUCGGAACGCCGCUGUGGGAACAAGUGAGCUGUCUGGCAAGGAAUGCAGAGUCCUUCUGAGAGCCUCCUCUCCACGUCGUUCCCUGGACCACCACUUCCUCUCUGGAAGGGCCGUGGAGGACUUUGCAAUCAGCCACCUGAAACUUUUGCCGGGCCAACGUAAGACUUGUGCUGCAGAGUUGAACAAAAUAUUACUUCAUUUAAUUUUUUGCAUCUUCUAAUCAUUGAGCAACAGUCAUAGUUGUUUUGCUUUGAGAACUGUAGGCCAGAUUGGUUGCUCUUAUUUUUGUGUAUGCUUUUCAUAAUGAUUGACUUGAGCUUCCUGACAGAGGAGGAGCAAGAAGCCAUCAUGAAGGUUCUGCAGCGGGACGCUGCCCUGAAGAGGGUUGAAGAGGAGAGAGUCAGACAUUUGCCUGAAAAAAUUAAGGAUGACCAACAGUUGAAGAAUAUGAGUGGCCAGUGGUUUUAUGAAGCCAAGGCAAAAAGGCACAGAGACAGAAUUCAUGGUGCAGAUAUCAUCAGAGCAUCCAUGAGAAAGAAGAAGCUCCAGGUAGCAGCAGAGCAGAGUAAGGACAGAGCAAAUGAGGCAAAGGCAAGUUGGGUGAAUAACGUCAACAAAGAUGCUUUCCUCCCCCCAGAACUAACUGGUGCUGUGGAUGAGCCAGAAGAUGUCGCCCCAGCAAGCCCAAGUUCUGUCUUGGUAAAUCAAGCCUCCACCGUGAUGGAUACAUCCCAGGAAAACACAAAGAAGUCAGCUGUGUCUCCGGCUAAGCAAAGGAAAAAUCCAUUUAAUAGCUCCAAGUUGCCAGAAGAUCACUUAUCUCAACAAACCAAAAGUGAGCCAUCACAAAAUGGAAAGGCUGGUUUCUCUCAGACUUCAAAAGAAGGUGAAUUGUCAGAGUCAAAAGAAAACUCAUCUAUCCCAGAUACUUCAAGCCAAAAUUUAGAGAAACCAAAGCAGACAUUUCCAGGCUCCGAGAAUGGAUCUCCGGUCAAAGCUCCAAUCCCCAAAGCCAGGAAAAUUCUCCCCAAAUCACAUGAGUUAAAGCAAGAAGAUAACCAGUCUUUUCCUCGACAAAGGACAGACUCCCUGAGCACGAGGCGGGCUCCCAGGGGGAUCCUGAAACGCAACUCCAGUUCCAGCAGCACAGACUCAGAAACAGUUCGUUUUCAUCAGAACUUGGAACCCAAAAGCAAAAUUGUGUCCCCUGGCCUCACCAUCCAUGAGAGAAUUUCUGAGAAGGAGCAUUCUUUAGAAGAUGACUCCUCAAACUCCCUGGAGUCAUUGAAGCAUGUGAGAUUCUCUGCAGUGAAGGAUGAGCUCCCGCAGAGUCCUGGGCUAAGCCGUGGCUGGGAAGUAGGAGAAUUUAGUGUUUUAGAAUCUGACAGGUUAAAGAAUGGAACGGAAGAUAAUGUGGACGUCGAUGAGUUUUGGAAUGACCCUAAGCCUUCCCAAUACAGGAAGCCUUUGCCUUUACAUCAGUCAGCCUCAAGCCCAAGUGCAUCAAAAAAUGGAACACAGCAGCAAGUGACUUCUGGUUCUUUUCCAAUGAAUGGGCACCAUUCUCCCUUAGAAGUUUUAACUCCAAGACCAGAGUCUGUUGAAAAUUCAUCCACCACCAAUGAACACAAAGCUAAACCAUCAGAAUUAUCAAGGCUUGAAUCAGAAUUGUCCAAAAGCCCUGCUGAUGGACUGUCUUGUGUUGAGCCUGAGCCAUCUCAGGUGCCAGAUCACAGUUCUAGAGACCAUCAGCAAGGUAAGCCCCCUCUUCUCAAGGCCCUAAAAGCUAGGACGUCCUCACACUCUGGUCCAUUUGCCACUGAGAUAAGGAAGACAACUGACGAUUCCAUAUCUAAAGUCCUAGACUGGUUUAAUCGAAGUUCUCAUUCAGAAGACAAUAAGUCAUCUCUCCAACAUCCCCAAGGAAUAGAGCUGAAAGAAGAAACAGAAUCACCGAUUGCUACUGCCUUGGUGAGAGAUGACACCAUUCUAAAAGAAAAUGGCUCAAAGGCUCUGUUACCCACCAAAGUUAAAUUGAUGCCUAUGGAAUCUGAUUCAACAUUCCAGGGAAAGGUAAAUACACUGCCUUCUAGGACUUGCCAAAAUAAUAAUGUGAAUAUCAAACCCAAAUCCAUUCAUUUGUCCCAACAAGGCAAGGAAGGUCCAGCCAUAUUUCAACCAUGUGAAAUCUAUGGCCCAAAUCAAGGGAGUAAAACUAUGGACUCUAGCCAAGUUUCAAAAAACAGAGGAGAAGGAAAUCGAGUACUUACUCCAAUCAGUAACAAUUCCUACAGUGCUCUCAAAGGACCUGAUGCAGAACACCAAGUUCCAUGCAACAUUAAGGAUGUUGGCAGCUUAGAUGAAGAAGAGCCUAAGCUUCAUGUUUAUGAAAAAAAUAGAGGAAACUCAGAAGUGAAUUUUGACUCUAUAAUACUUGUCAAAAAAACAAGUUUGAAAGAGAACAUGAAGGCAGAGAGAGAGAGCAAAGGAGGAGAUCCACACAUCCUGAAAGCUUCUUUAGAACCAGAGAAUAUUGAGUCACUACAUGGGGCUACCAAAAACAAAUCUUGGGAGAAGCCUGAGGUCCAGUUAAAAGAAGCUGGUGAGGUUCCCAAGAACCAAGUGCAAAGACAGAAGUACAAAAGAGUAAGUGAAAGAAUAUCUUUCUGGGAAGGUGAGAAAGCUGCUGCUAAGUUAACUCAUAAAGAACCCACAUUGUCAUGCAGUCAAGGGCAACCUUCGACUAAAGCAUAUCAGCCUGUGAAGUCCAUGGACAGUUUAUCUACAGGCCAGUGUGAAUAUAAUCAAGUCACUAGCAAACAAGUGGUCCUAGAUGAGAAUGGCCACACAGCCCAUCUCUCCAGUUUUUAUUCCUCGAAUAAACCUAAAGAGACCAGGCCCCAGAUAUCCGGUCCAUCCAAAAAUUAUCCUUCAGUUGACCAAUCAGGUGAAGUGUCUCCCUUUCAGAAUAAGAUAAAUGAGCCUAUAAAAAGAUUGCCAGUGGCAGAGAGUUGGCAUUAUGAAAGGGAUAUUACUUUACCAGCUGGGCAACAUCCUUCAAAUAUUGGGAGUGGAAUGCAUACUCCUUUGGAGAAAGACAAAUCUCUAAUCAGUGAAUCAAAUCCCAACUUUAAAGUUAAGUCCCUAAAAGAAAGAAUGGAUGAAUCCAAUACAGAACAGGUCUAUAAUCACUCUCAAUUUGAGAAUUUGAGAAAGUUUUGGGGCUUAGGAGCCAAUCCAAACAGUCAAGAAAAUGUUGAGAAGAAUACUAACACGAUAAGCCAAAAAUAUUUGGUGCCUUUUAAUAGCCAGAAACACAAAGAAUUCAGUGACAUUAAAUCAUCAGGAAAGAAUACCCAUGAAAUAGGGAUGCUUCCAGGUAAAAAAAAAAUUCUGGUAAGAGAGAAAAUAGAGAAAUUAAAUUCAAAGUGCACAUGCCAGGUGUUAUCAGAUGGAACCACGUUUCCAUUGGGACCAUCCAGAAAGUCUACUCAUCAUUUGCCAGGAAAUGAGUCAUCAAAGGAAAAUGUGGAAAAGAAUACGAAAUGGUUUGUUACGCCAGUGUUCGAGGAAGAAAAGGAUUACUCAGACCAAGAGAUUCAAGAAUCCAUAGUUAAAACAAGUGUUUUGUCUAAAGACUACAAAGACACUUUUAAUGACAGCUUACAGAAGCUACUUUCAGAAGCUUCAUCACUAGCCAUGCCUCCUUCGCGUGGAAAAGUUCAUGGAAAACAAAUGUCUGAACCAGAUAUUUCUGGAAAUAAGAGAUGGCCUCAAGAUACAGAUUUUGCUGAGACUGAAGAAGAUGACAAAGGACAUAAGGAGACCAUUAAUGAGCAUGUAGACAAAACAGUAGCUCCUUCAAAGGUUAAGCCGAACACUUUGACUGCUAGUCUAGACAAACUCCUAAAGGAAGCACCUGUAACUUCACCCUGUCCCUUGCCAAUUGUGUUGGAACCUGUUACCACUAGGAUCAACUCUGAACCUGAAGAGGGUAGAGUUUAUGAAAAAGGGAUAGAAUGGAGUCGCAGCACAUCAGCCUAUCAGAAAGAGAUAAUAGCUCCUUUUCCAAAGGGGAACGAAACUUUGGUAAAUACAGCUCUCCCCCAGAAAACUGAAAGUGGUGAGUGCCAACUAAGCAUGGAGGACUUACGUCAGGUGGUCGCAGAAGGUUCUCACCCAUCGGGUCAACCUUCCCAUCUUUACAGAAAAGAUUCUUUUGGGGAUGUGGCCAACUCUCCCCAAGAGAUGCCUUCUUCCAGGGAUGCUCAUCUUGCUCCCCAGGAUAAGGCAUUACCUUUGCGAAGGGAAAUUUCAGAGACUGUUGAAAAAGUCAUUCUUCCUCCUAAAACUGCCUCGAAUGAUGUAAAUGCUAUAUUACAAAAGCUACUGAGAGAAGCUUGUUAUCCAGUUGGGAGGGAAGUAGUUCCUGGAGAAGUACAAGCAGAAUUUCCUGAAGGAGUACAGGCAGCAGGUAGCCCCCAAAAUUCUACACCAUGGGCUACAAUGGACAUUACAGUGCCAGACAGAAAUGAUUUCUAUUCCUUCAAAGUAGUCCCUGAUAAAACUCAUAACGUUGGAUCUUAUUUAGCUGCCCGAAUACCUCCAUCAGAACAAACCUGUCGCUCAUGUGGUUCCACUGUUAGUCAGCGUGGCAAAGAGUUACCUCAGGAAAUGGCAGAAAUUGUGAGGGAAACAGUUACUCAACCUAAAUCAGAGUUCCUAGAAUUCAGUGCUGGCUUAGAAAAACUACUGAAGGAAGUAAUUGAAACCCCCUCCUCAAAAUAUGAAAGUGAUCCAGGGACUCUUUCUCCAUCAAAGUUAACAGGUAGGGCUGAGGUGUCCAGGCAAGCUGCUUCUGAAUUUCAAUCUGAGGAAAUCAAAGAAACAGUAAAAAAGUCUGAGACUCCAUUAAUCACUGAGAGUACUUUUGAUAUUAGUUUUGAGAAACUUUUUAGAGAAGCACCUGAAGCUCCUUCUUACCAGCUCCAGGUGUCAGUGAAAGAAGAAAAGCCUGAGAAGGAGCCUUCCCAGUCAAAGCAGGCCAGUUUCUUGAGGACAGUACCCCAUUUUGACUGGACAGCCUCAGAGGCCUCUGAAAUGAAGCUUAUGAGUAAUGUUUUCAAAUCACAAGUCAACCAGUGUGAUGAAGUGUUGGGAGGUGACAAAGCUGUGACUGAUUUAUCAGUAGAUCUUUGUGGUUCUGAAAGUGGGCUUGAGAUCCUUGGAACCCUGCAGUUCUAUGUGGAACAUAAAAUAGGGAUCACUGAAACUAUAAAGCCUGCAGAAGACAGGGAUAGUGAAAGUGAGGUUGCAGGGGUUCAAGAAGGGGCUUCUCAGGAGCCUGGCUUGGAAGAGGCUCCUAAAGCAAUUAGUAUGUCCAGAAAUAGGCAACCCAUUCCUCUCCUGACAAACACAGAAAAUGCUACAGAAACAAGUAACGUCGAAUUGAUUCUGGCAUCACCAUGUAAGAGAAUAGAGAAAAAAGAAGAAAAAGAUUUCUCUGAUUCUGAUUUUUCAGGUGGCGACAAGAGUUCCAAUGCAGAAAGCUGGAGAAAAACCUCCAGUUCAGAAGAAGAACCCAGUCCUGUCUUGAAGACUUUGGAAAGGAGUGCUGCUAGGAAAAUGCCUUCCAAAAGUCUAGAAGACAUUUCAUCAGAUUCACCAAAUCAAGCAAAAGUAGAUAAUCUGCCAGAAGAAUUAGUACGUAGUGCUGAAGAUGAUCAAAAAGCAGAUCAGGAACCAGAUACAAAUGAAUGCAUACCAGGAAUUUCCACAGUGCCUUCACAACCUGAUAAUCCGUUUUCCCACCCUGACAAACUCAAAAGGAUGAGCAAGUCUGUUCCAGCAUUUCUCCAAGAUGAGAGUGAUGACAGAGAAACAGAUACAACCUCAGAGAGCAGUUACCAGCUCAGCAGACACAAGAAGAGCCCAAGCUCUUUAACCAAUCUUAGCAGCUCCUCUGGCAUGACGUCCCUGUCUUCUGUGAGCGGCAGUGUGAUGAGCGUUUACAGUGGAGACUUUGGCAAUCUGGAAGUGAAAGGAAAUAUUCAGUUUGCAAUCGACUAUGUGGACUCACUGAAGGAGUUACAUGUCUUUGUGGCCCAAUGUAAAGACUUAGCAGCAGCGGAUGUUAAAAAACAGCGCUCAGACCCAUAUGUAAAGACCUAUUUGUUACCAGACAAGGGCAAAAUGGGCAAGAAGAAAACACUUGUAGUGAAGAAGACUUUGAAUCCUGUGUAUAAUGAAAUACUGCGGUAUAAAAUCGAAAAGCAAAUCUUAAAAACACAAAAGCUGAACCUCUCUGUUUGGCAUCGGGAUACAUUUAAACGCAAUAGUUUUCUAGGAGAAGUGGAACUUGACUUGGAAACUUGGGACUGGGACAACAAACAGAAUAAACAAUUGAAGUGGUACCCUCUAAAGCGAAAGACAGCACCUGUUGCCCUUGAAGCAGAAAACAGAGGUGAAAUGAAGUUAGCUCUCCAGUAUGUCCCAGAGCCAAUUCCUGGUAAAAAGCUUCCUACAACGGGAGAAGUGCACAUCUGGGUGAAGGAAUGUCUUGAUCUACCACAGCUAAGGGGCAGCCAUCUAAAUUCUUUUGUUAAAUGUAUCAUCCUUCCAGAUACAAGUAGGAAAAGUCGUCAAAAAACCAGAGCUGUAGGGAAAACCACCAGUCCUGUCUUCAACCACACCAUGGUGUAUGACGGGUUCAGGCCUGAAGAUCUGACAGAAGCCUGUGUAGAGCUUACUGUCUGGGACCAUUACAAAUUAACCAACCAGUUUUUGGGAGGUCUUCGGAUUGGCUUUGGAACAGGUAAAAGCUAUGGUACUGAAGUGGAUUGGAUGGACUCUACCUCGGAGGAAGUUGCUCUCUGGGAAAAGAUGGUAAAGUCCCCCAACACUUGGAUUGAAGCAACGCUGCCUCUCAGAAUGCUGUUGAUUGCCAAGAUUUCAAAAUGAACCCAAAGUCGACUGGCCCCUCCACUGAAAACUACAAAACAGGUGGAAUCAGAUCUUGAAAAUCUGACCGUGUGGACAGAUGCUCACCUGCUGCCCCUUGCCACUAACGGAGGCUACACAGCAUGUUAAAGUCAACCUGCAUAAGCUUCUUUGGUUACAAGCCCCACAAGAUUUAAGUAAGAAUCAAGUAUGUAACUUAUUUGUGACUUCAACAUUAAAGGAGAUAUUUGAGAAAGCUAGGAAAAUCAAACGGUUGAUGCUGCUUCAGAGAAAAAGCCGUCAAAGAUAUUAAAUGUUGGGUGCUUUUAACCAGCAAAAUAUUCUAGUUUGCCGUCCUGUGUUUCACACCACAUGCCAUGCUGCAGUUAGGAGGGCCUGCUACUCAGUGGUUGAAGAUCCUCGCAGAAACUGAAAAGAGGGACAGAAAAAUACACCUAGAAGGAGGGGGAAAGGCAGAAUAUCCAUGAUAAUAAAGCAUUUGACUAUAAGAAAACUAUUUACUUUGUAAUCUCCAUUAAAAUAUGGAAUUCCGGGUUAGGGCCAUAGGACUGAAUCUACCGCAACCUUUCCCGGCGUCAAAGUCUCAGAUGUGCUUUGGUGCCACCCACUGGCUCAGAGGUGGAAUUCAGCUUUUGGCUUAAUUUUCUCCUAAGAUCUCAAGCCUGUAUUUUCUAACAGACUGUAAAAACAAAAAACAAAACCUUGCAUAUAUGAUUCUGUUUUUCCUAUCACUCUACUAUAUGAAAUUAGCAUGAGAGUGCUCACAGACAAGCUUUGCAACGAAGCUUUAAUUAGAAUGUAAACUGUACUUCCUAUGUAUGUAUAAUUUUCAUAAAGUAUUUUGUAAAAACCCUUAGAGUAAAUUAUUAUAUGAUUUA
This is a messenger RNA of Mirounga angustirostris (Northern elephant seal), 10419 nucleotides long. RefSeq names its product synaptotagmin like 2 (gene SYTL2). The record is from RefSeq and is a predicted model, not a curated record. Gene Ontology annotation, cellular component: plasma membrane; exocytic vesicle. Gene Ontology annotation, molecular function: neurexin family protein binding; small GTPase binding. Gene Ontology annotation, biological process: intracellular protein transport; exocytosis. NCBI's taxonomy places the organism in Eukaryota, Metazoa, Chordata, Mammalia, Carnivora, Phocidae. The coding region runs from base 2873 to 9541 and encodes 2222 amino acids. The transcript has 28 exons.